Molecule: messenger RNA, 3121 nt
Organism: Andrographis paniculata
Lineage: Eukaryota; Viridiplantae; Streptophyta; Magnoliopsida; Lamiales; Acanthaceae
Product: respiratory burst oxidase homolog protein C-like
Exons: 13
Coding region: 16-2865 (949 amino acids)
Cellular component (GO): plasma membrane
Molecular function (GO): peroxidase activity; NAD(P)H oxidase H2O2-forming activity; calcium ion binding
Source: RefSeq, a predicted model, not a curated record
CUUUUAAAUCAACGCAUGCACGAAACCUGUCUGAAACGACUUGGUAUAGAUCUACUUUGUAAAGAGAGCGUUUCAAUGCCUAAUUCAGAGAGUAAUUAUCAUCCCCACUCCGACACGGAGGUGGUCGCCGGUGAUCGGACGGCGUACAGCGGGCCGUUGAAGAGGCCGGGGAGGAAGAGCGCGCGUUUCAAUAUUCCGGAGGGGGCGAUGAACUCCGGCGGAAGCGGCGGUGCCGGCGCCGACGAUUAUGUGGAGAUCACCCUCGACGUGAGGGAGGACUCGGUGGCGGUCCACAGCGUGAAGGCCGCCGGCGGCAGCGAGGUGGAGGACCCGGAGCUGGCGCUGCUGGCGAAAGGUCUGGAGAAGCGGUCGUCGUUUGGGUCGUCGGUGGUCAGAAGCGCGUCGUCGAGAUUCCGGCAGGUGUCGCAGGAGCUCAAACGGCUGGCGUCCCUGACUCAGCGCCGAGGCCAGCCGGCGGGCCGGUUCGACCGUACGAAGUCCGCCGCGGCGCACGCGCUUAAGGGGCUCAAGUUUAUAAGCAAGACGGACGGCGCCGCCGGCUGGGCCGGCGUCGAGAAGCGGUUCGACGAACUAACCGAGAAAACCGACGGGUUGCUUCCGCGGUCGCUGUUCGGAGAAUGCAUCGGAAUGAACAAGGAGUCGAAAGAGUUCGCCGGCGAGCUCUUCGACGCGCUUUCCCGGCGACGGAACAUCGCCGGCGGGAACAUCACGAAAUCACAGGUGAAGGAGUUUUGGGACCAAAUCGCAGACCAAAGUUUCGAUUCUCGCCUUCAAACUUUCUUCGACAUGGUUGAUAAAGAUGCUGACGGCAGAAUAACAGAAGAGGAAGUGAGGGAGAUCAUAACUCUGAGUGCAUCAGCCAACAAGCUGUCCAACAUUCAGAAGCAAGCCGACGAAUAUGCGAGGCUAAUCAUGGAAGAACUCGACCCAAACGAGCUCGGAUACAUCAUGAUAGAGAACCUGGAGAUGCUGCUGCUGCAAGGGGCGAGCCAGUCGGCGCGGGGCGGCGGGGAGAGCCGCAACCUGAGCAAGAUGCUGAGCGAGAAGCUGCGGCGGAGGCAGGAGAAUUUGGUGCGGAGAUGGGCGAGCGAUUUGCGCUACUUUCUGGCGGACAACUGGCAGCGUGUCUGGGUGAUGGCAUUGUGGGUAGCUGUAAUGGCCGGGCUCUUCUCUUACAAGUACAUCCAGUACAAGAACAGGGCCGUGUUCCACGUGAUGGGCCACUGCGUCUGCCUCGCCAAGGGCGCCGCCGAGACGCUCAAGCUCAACAUGGCCCUCGUUCUCCUCCCCGUCUGCCGCAACACCAUCACUUGGCUCCGCAACAAGACCAAGCUCGGCGCCGCCGUCCCCUUCGACGACAACCUCAACUUCCACAAGGUGAUUGCCAUGGCGAUCGCGAUGGGGACGGGAGUCCACGCGAUAAGCCAUCUGGCGUGCGACUUCCCGCGGCUGCUGCAGGCGACGGCGGAGGAGUACGAGCCGAUGGAGCCGUUCUUCGGGGAGGAGCAGCCGACGAGCUAUUGGGAGUUUGUGAAGGGAUGGGAGGGGGUGACGGGGAUCAUAAUGGUAGUCCUCAUGGCCAUAGCCUUCACGCUGGCCUCGCCCUGGCUCAGGCGGAGCCGAGUCCAGCUGCCCAAGCCGCUCCAUAAGCUGACCGGCUUCAACGCCUUCUGGUAUUCGCACCACCUCUUCGUCGUCGUCUACGCCUGCCUCAUUAUCCACGGCAUCAAACUCUAUUUGACCCACGAUUGGUACAAGAAAACGACAUGGAUGUAUCUGGCAGUUCCGAUUACUCUGUACGGCGGCGAAAGGCUGAUUAGGGCAUUCCGGUCGAGCAUCAAGUCUGUCAAGAUUUUGAAGGUGGCUGUGUACCCAGGAAAUGUGCUGACACUGCACAUGUCGAAGCCACAGGGCUUCAAGUACAAAAGUGGGCAGUACAUAUUUGUCAACUGUGCAGCUGUCUCCCCAUUUGAAUGGCACCCCUUCUCCAUUACGUCAGCACCCAGGGAUGAUUACGUCAGUGUCCACAUCAGGACACUGGGCGAUUGGACCAGACAACUCAAAGUUGUCUUCUCUGAGGUAUGUCAGCCCCCACCUAACGGAAAAAGUGGCCUUCUCAGAGCAGACUACUUGCAAGGAGAGAAUAAUCCCAACUUCCCUAAAGUUCUCAUCGACGGUCCGUACGGGGCGCCAACGCAAGACUACAAAGACUACGACGUCGUUUUGCUAGUCGGGCUUGGCAUCGGCGCCACGCCGAUGAUCAGCGUGGUGAAGGACAUCGUGAACAACAUGAAAGCCGUGGAAGACGAGGCGAACGCCGUCGAGGAGGGGGCCUUGGCCCCGGCCCCCAAUGCAAGCCCCGUGAGCAUGAGCAUGAGCAAGCAACGCAAGGGGGCUUCGUCGGGAAGCGGGAGGCAGGCGAGCUUCCGGACGCGGCGGGCCUACUUCUAUUGGGUGACGAGGGAGCAAGGCUCGUUCGAUUGGUUCAAGGGGGUCAUGAACGAGGUCGCCGAGAUGGACAACAAGGGGGUCAUCGAAAUGCACAAUUAUUGCACGAGCGUGUACGAGGAAGGCGACGCUCGCUCGGCCCUCAUUACGAUGCUACAAUCUUUAAAUCACGCCAAGAACGGAGUCGACGUCGUGUCCGGGACACGUGUCAAGUCCCACUUCGCCAAGCCAAAUUGGCGGACUGUAUACAAGAGGAUUGCACUCAAUCAUCCCAACUCAAGAGUUGGUGUAUUCUAUUGUGGGGCCCCACCACCAGUGAAGGAGCUAAGACAAUUGGCCUCUGAUUUCUCCCACAAGACGAACACCAAGUUUGAGUUCCACAAGGAAAAUUUCUAACCAUCCAUGUCUAUAUAAAUUAUAUAUUAUAUUAUAUUAUAUUAUAUUAUAUUAUGAAUCGGAUAGAGGCAAACCAAAGCCACGAGUAGUGGAGGGAAUUGAAUUAAAUUCCACUAAAGGAUAUUUAUUUGUUUAUUGCUGUCAUUAUUAUAUCACUAAUUUUUUUUUUUGCUUUCUUUAUAGUAUUAUCUUAGAGUGACGUGAGGAGGGGUCAUGCUUGUAUCAGCGAAGGAUAAAUAAUACUCCCUUUGUCCCA